Messenger RNA from Effrenium voratum, 1275 nucleotides. The record is from the annotation of a GenBank genome assembly. Lineage: Eukaryota; Dinophyceae; Suessiales; Symbiodiniaceae.
AUGCAUGAGGAUGCUAGCAAGGCAGAGGCUGCGCAUGCCAUUCAGCUGGUGGAGGCGGAGGGUGUCAUCAAGCGUGACAUCGAGAUGCUCCAAGAAGCUGUCGAUGAUGUUCGCUUGAAGGUGGAUGUGCCUGCUGAGCCGGAUGUAGAGCCCGAGUGUUGCUCAGAGAGCGGCCCUCGAACCCUCAGCCAGAUUUUAAGCGGGCACGGCUUGCACAGCUUCUCCCCACCAGACAACGACAACCAAAAGCUAGCGAUGCGGCGAGUGCGCCGGCUCAUGCCAGCUUUCAGUAGCUUUGUUCGAGAUGUUCGUGCUUCGGAGGGCUUCCUGUCACGGAGCCAGGUCUUUGGCCUGAAGCGGCCUUUGAGCGAGCACGCGCAGCAAGUGCGAGAGCUUUCCAUUUGCGCCCGCCAAGCAGAGCUGGCAGGACAUCGACAAUCUCGCGCUCAAGCCUGGGCGUCCUGCAGCGCGAUGGUUGCUGGAGAGGCAGCGAAGCGGGCUGGCAGCGAUGCUGCCCAGCAGGUGCAGACACUUCGCCCUUCUUGCACUCGCGAGUACCAGUUUGUGGCCGCGCGCAUGCACCCAUGCGGCAAGGUGCAGCCUGCCCUUGUGGAAAGGGUGUGGACCGCCAAGGCGAAGAAGACCCAGAAGGCCAAGACCGUGCAUGUCAACUACGAGGUGGAGGGCAGCAUUGAGGCUGACCGCUGCUCGUGGUGCCAUAUCUGCCUCUUGGAGCCAGUCGGCCCGGCAGAGUCUGGAGUCUAUUGGCUGCAUUGCGGCCAUGAAGCUACAGCUGUGAAUCCGCAUGGUGGGCAGAUUCUGUACGAGAUCCCACAGUGCCAACUCACAUGCAGAGAGGCGGAUGUGUACUUGCAUGUUCAGGUCAGCAAGCGGGCCUGCCGGGCCAUGGAGGAAGUGCAGGGGCAGGGCUGGGUGGUCGAGUCGUCAACAGAAGUAGCGGGCUCGCCAACAGCAACCGUUUUUACCUACGACGCCUUCCACCCAACAAAGCGCGGGAAGGAGAACAUAAUGGAGUACAUGGGUAUCAUGAAAAGCAUGUACGAUCGCGUCUCAAAGACCCCCCUGCUGAAGAGCGAUGGCACGGUUGCCCCUCUGGCGAACUCCAGACAGGGACCUCCUUUGUGGCGAGAGCUGGUGGCAAGAACCCCAGGCUUCAUUGAAAUUGUUGCAAAGCAAGGUGGCAUGCACAAGAAGCAGCCCUCCGCGGCAGAGAUCUCAAAUGGUGUGUGGGCCAAGUUUGCAGCAGUUGCACCU